UUGGGGGUCAAAGUUGACAAUUAGCAUUCCAAAUGGCUUCCUGUUGAGGUCUUGAUUCUAAGCGAGAGAGUCAGUUAGUGCAAUAGGUCUGUCUCCUUAACUCCCCCGUAGUGAUUGGUCACCGUCGUCCCAUGUAGUUAACGUCAGUGUAUCUCCGACUGUGUUGAGUGUAAAGGAACAUGGCAUUAUUAUUGAGAAAGUUGUAUGAAACCUACCGCUAUGUAAAUGAAGAUCUGGGAGAUAGCCGCACGGCGGACCUGCCCAUGAUGGGCAGUCCGUUCCCCACCCUGGCCCUCCUAGUGGCGUACAACAUGUUCGUACAGUGUUGGGGCCCGAGACUGAUGGCGAACCGCAAACCUUUCAACCUGGACAAGAUACUCUUAGUCUAUAAUGUAUUUCAAGUUGUUGCCAGCACCUACAUGUUUAUAGGGGGUUUUAUACUAGGUUGGGGGCGAGAUUACAACUACUUUUGUGAACCUGUGGACAAAGAAAUCACUCCACACACAAGGAGUAUUGCAUUUAUAGUUUACUUAUACUACCUGCUGAAGGUGACUGAUUUACUAGACACAGUAUUUUUUGUUCUAAGAAAGAAGUAUAGCCAGGUGACAUUCCUGCACAUAUACCACCACACUGGGAUGGUGGCUUUGUCCUGGAGUGGAGCUAAAUGGUUGCCAGGUGGCCAUGACACAUUUGUGGGUUGGGUGAAUUCUGUGGUACAUAUAGUGAUGUAUAGUUACUACCUCAUCACCAACGUAUGGCCAGAGUACAAGAAAGAUAUUUGGUGGAAGAAACAUAUCACCCAACUGCAGAUGUUGCAGUUCUUCAUCCUCAUCCUCCACUCAGUAGCAUUGUUGGCAAGUCCUGACUGUGGAUAUCCCAAGUUUACUGCUGCUGUCUUCAUCCCACAAAAUACUUUUAUGCUUAUCCUUUUUUACGAUUUUUAUAGAAAAGCUUAUCUCAAUAAAAAAACUAUAACAUAUGUUAGGUGUGACUUCCUAUAUAUUAUACAGUUACAAGAAACACUCUCAAGGAUGGCAGCCAUCAUCAGAAAACUCAUUGAUGGCUACACAUAUUUUAACGAGGAUCUAGCGGAUCCAAGAGGUAUUCAUUAUCCGUUGAUGUCAAAUCCCUUCGGUAUCGUCGUGAUCAUCGUCGUAUACAACUUGUUUGUGCAAUGGAUUGGACCUAAUUUUAUGAAGGACAGGAAACCAUACAAUCUAAAACCUGUCAUAGUAGUCUAUGAUGCUCUUCAAGUUGUUCUCAAUUUUUGGAUGAUGUGGCGAGUUUUAAGAGUGACUUACUUCUCAGGCAACUACAACCUACUCUGUGAACCAGUAGGAACUGGAACAUCACCUGAUGAGUUGCUGGUUGUAGAAACUACUUACUUUUACUUCUUGACAAAAAUUCUUGACCUUCUUGACACUGUGUUCUUCAUUUUGACCAAAAAGUCUAGCCAUCUCAGUUUUCUUCACCUCUACCAUCACAGUGGGAUGAUUGCCUGUGGCUGGAUUGGAGUCAAAUUUGUACCAGGAGGCCAAGCGGUGUUCUUCGGGUCAAUAAAUGGGUUUGUCCAUUGUGUGAUGUAUUUAUACUACCUCCUCUCAGCUCUCAAAUACCUGGACAGUCAGCACAUCUUCUGGAAAAGAUCACUCACCCAGCUUCAAAUGGUACAGUUCUUCUUGAUUGCUCUUCAUCAUAUUGCCGUGAUUGUCAACCCUGACUGUGACUUCCCCUGGUUCGUCAGCAGCAUGCUCAUCCCUCAGAACAUUUUCAUUUUCAUCCUCUUCGCUGAUUUCUACAGGAAAGCGUACUUGAAAAAAGACAAAAAAACAUAGUACAAGAAAGAUAAUUUGUCCUUAAUAGCAAUUUUACAAGCAUUUAAAUAUGCACACUAUACAUUUAAAUAGUUAAUGUACUACUUGUGUUUUAAUUAUUGAUGUAUUUUGUAGAUAUUUGAGUUUUAAAGUUUGUGUAGGCCUAAGGCUAAGUUUAAAUUGUGUAAGCAAACGUAUGUAAAAUCACUGUUGAAUAUAGAAAUGUUAGUAUUUUGUUUGCUAAAUUAUACUGCAGUAAAUUUGAA
Messenger RNA from Macrosteles quadrilineatus (aster leafhopper), 2080 nucleotides. RefSeq lists its product as uncharacterized. Gene Ontology annotation, cellular component: endoplasmic reticulum membrane. Bases 180 to 1835 code for a protein of 551 amino acids. Gene Ontology annotation, biological process: very long-chain fatty acid biosynthetic process; sphingolipid biosynthetic process; fatty acid elongation, saturated fatty acid. Gene Ontology annotation, molecular function: fatty acid elongase activity. Lineage: Eukaryota; Metazoa; Arthropoda; Insecta; Hemiptera; Cicadellidae. The transcript has 16 exons. The record is from RefSeq and is a predicted model, not a curated record.